GUGUACCUGGUCACUUUCGUCCCGGACAGGACACCUCCCCCUCCUCCAUUAUUGAUGGAUCCAUGGAUCGAUAGAUGGAUGCCCCGCCUCCAUUAUUUCGAUGCCUUGAUUUGAUUCUCGCCCUGCCUUUCUCGGUUAUCUUCAUUCGAUCUCCCCAGAAUUAUCUUAGCUAGCACGAGUGGUGCGUAAACAGUGUACGUACGUGCUCCGUCUAGUUAGUUCUCCAAUUAGAAGAGUUGAGGCAGCUCUUCUUCGCCGGGAGCAAUGAAGAUCUCCAGCUUCCAGAGCGCGAGCAGCGGCGGCGCCAGCGCCGCCAGCGGCUCGAGCACGGGCUUCGGCUCCGGCUCCGGCGCCUCCCGCUCCUUCAACCUCCGGAACCUGUCCAAGCUCAUGCUGCCGCCCCUAGGCUCCAGCCUCAGCCAGUCCACUUCCGACUCCGAUAAGAGGGUCGUCUCGCCCCUCGACUCCAGAUACAGGUGCUGGGAGACGUUCAUGGUGAUCCUGGUGGCGUACUCGGCGUGGGUGUACCCGUUCGAGGUGGCCUUCAUGGAGGCCAGGCCCAAGGGGGGCCUGGAGGUGGCCGACAUGGUCGUCGACAUCUUCUUCGCCGUCGACAUCGUCCUCACCUUCUUCGUCGCCUACAUCGACUCCAGGACGCAGCUCCUCGUCCGCGACCGGAGGAGGAUAACCUUCAGGUAUCUGUCGACGUUCUUCAUCAUGGACGUGGCGUCGACGAUCCCGUACCAAGGCAUAGCCUACCUCGUGAACGGCGAGGUCAGGGAAGGCAUGGUGUACAGCCUGCUCGGCCUGCUCCGGCUCUGGCGUCUCAGGAAGGUGAAGCAGUUCUUCACAAGGCUGGAGAAGGACAUCAGGUUCAGCUACUUCUGGGUACGCUGCGCGCGGCUGAUCGCGGUGACGCUGUUCCUGGUGCACUGCGCCGGGUGCCUGUACUACCUGCUGGCGGACCGGUACCCGGACCGGGACAAGACGUGGAUCGGCGCCGUGAUCCCCAACUUCCGGCAGGAGAGCCUGUGGAUCCGCUACAUCUCCUCCAUCUACUGGUCCAUCACCACCAUGACCACCGUCGGCUACGGCGACCUGCACGCCCAGAACAACCUCGAGAUGAUCUUCAACAUCUUCUACAUGCUCUUCAACCUCGGCCUCACCGCCUACCUCAUCGGCAACAUGACCAACCUCGUCGUCGAGGGCACCCGCCGCACCAUGGAGUUCAGGAACAGCAUCCGCGCGGCGUCCAACUUCGUGUGCCGGAACCACCUGCCGCCGCGGCUGCAGCAGCAGAUCCUUGCCUACAUGUGCCUCAAGUUCAGGGCGGAGAGCCUGAACCAGCAGCAGCUCAUGGACCAGUUGCCCAAGUCCAUCUGCAAGAGCAUCUGCGAGCACCUCUUCCUCCCCGUGGUCAAGGAGGUGUACCUCUUCAAGGGCAUCUCCAGGGAGGCGCAGCUGCUGCUGGUCACCAAGACCAAGCCGGAGUACAUACCGCCCAAGGAGGACGUGAUUGUGCAGAACGAGGCGGCGGACGACGUGUACAUCGUCGUGUCCGGCGAGGUGGAGAUCGUAUACUUCAACGGCGAGCGGGAGGAGGUGAUGGGGAAGCUGGGCACCAUGGACAUCUUCGGCGAGGUGAGCGCGCUGAGCGACCGCCCGCAGACCUUCACGUUCCGCACCAGGACGCUGAGCCAGCUGCUGCGGCUAAAGCAGGCCACGCUCAGGGAGGUCAUGCAGAGCAAGCCCGACGACAGCGCCCUCAUCGUCAGGAACUUCCUCAAGCAUCAGAUUGAGGUGCAUGACAUGAAGGACCUGCUCGGCGAGAGCACCGGAGCCGGCGGCUGCGGCAACAUCGUCCCGUGCAAUCUGCUGACGGUCGCCGCCACGGGGAACGCUGGCUUCCUUGAGGACCUCCUCAAGGUCGGGAUGGACCCUGACGUCGGUGACUCCAAGGGAAGAACCGCUCUGCACAUCGCGGCGUCAAAGGGGUACGAGGGCUGCGUGCAGGCUCUGCUCAUGCACGGGUGCAACAUCAACAUCAAAGACGCGCAGGGCAACACGGCGCUGUGGCAGGCCAUCGCGGCGAGGCACCACAAGGUGUUCAGCAACCUGUACCAUGUUGCGCGCGUCUCGAACCCGCGCGCCGCCGGCGACCUCCUCUGCCUCGCCGCGCGGCGCGGCGACGUCGACACGCUCCGCGAGCUCCUCAAGCAAGGCCUGGACGUGGACACGGAGGACCACGACGGCUCCACCGCGCUGCGCGUCGCGCUGUCCGAGGGCCAGGCCGACGCGGCCAGGUUCCUCGUCAUGAACGGGGCCAGCGUGGACAAGGCGGACCUCGACGGCGACGGCUCCGCCCCGCGGCAGACCACGGUGCCGGCGGCCGAGCUGCGGGAGCUCGUGAAGAGGCGGGAGGUCGGCCACCCGAUCACCAUCUACGACUCGCCGGCGAGCACCGUCACGGCCGCCAGCUCGUCGUCCGGGGAGCUUCGUCAGGGGAGGUUCCAGGGCAGCACGAGAUCGGACAGCGCGCACUGGCCCCGGGUCAGCAUCUACAAGGGCCAUCCGUUCGUGAGAAACCACAGCUCCGAAGCCGGCAAGCUCAUCAAUCUUCCCGCCACGAUGGAGGAGUUCAAAACCAUCAUCGGAGAGAAGCUGAAGGUGGACACGGAGAAGGCGCUGAUCCUGAACGGCGAAGGGGCGGAGAUCGACUCGUUGGACGUGAUCCGGGACAAUGACAAGCUGUUCAUCGUUACCGAAGAGCACAUGAGGAUGUUGGCAUCAAUGGAUUCUUCUGUUGCUUUAUCCCACACAUCGUCUAUAGGUUCAGCUGUUUCAGUAGCACAUGUCAUAUAAUUCUGAUAUGUGCUAGCUGGGAUUAUUUUUUUCUCUAGCCCUAAAUAAUCCAGUCAUCUCCGUGGCAACGAUUCAAGCAGCGUGGCAAGUGGCUACGCGAGUGAUUUGUGUUCCUUUUAUAUGUGGACACAAGCAGAUUACUGACCCCGCCCCAAAAAAAGGGUAGGAAUAGUCCAAAUGCAUGGAUGAUGUAGUUAAUGUAUCGAAGAAAAUGGAUGUUGUAGACAUGAAGGGACUGGGAAAUGGGCCGUAAAUUGGCUUCGCCAGUUUGUUUUGAUCACGAGUCAGGACAUUUCAGCUGCAAAUUAUGAACACAUGUAACAUUGCGGUUUGCAAUUGAGCAUUGUCUGUUCAGACUUUA
Molecule: messenger RNA, 3223 nt
Organism: Aegilops tauschii subsp. strangulata
Lineage: Eukaryota; Viridiplantae; Streptophyta; Magnoliopsida; Poales; Poaceae
Product: potassium channel AKT2
Biological process (GO): transmembrane transport; potassium ion transport
Cellular component (GO): membrane
Molecular function (GO): voltage-gated potassium channel activity; protein binding
Source: RefSeq, a predicted model, not a curated record